Sus scrofa (pig) is the source of this 1641-nucleotide messenger RNA. NCBI's taxonomy places the organism in Eukaryota, Metazoa, Chordata, Mammalia, Artiodactyla, Suidae. The record is from RefSeq and is a predicted model, not a curated record.
GUGUUCUCUGCCCGGGUCUUUCUGAGGCUGCAGCUUGGUGAGGUCUCUGAGAUCCCAGCAUUGCCGGCGUGGUGGGGAGCACAGGUGCUAUGAUCUUUCAUCUGAGGGCAAGGGCCCCAGCAGGACGCUAAAUCGCAUUGGCCGUCUGUGUGGUUCCUGGCAUAGCUGUGCUUCCAGACCCUCUGCGUGCUCACCUCUACCCUGUUCUGUCAAAAAUCUGUACCUUUGAAAGGUUUGUGGUUCGUUUCACUUCCCAGCGUCUUCAGGUGGACAUCGACGUUGAGUCUGGGGCUCCAGACCAAAGCCGCACGGUCAAGAUAACCAGCAGUUUCCUCUACGACACAAAUACUGAGGUGCGAGAAGAAGCACAGGCUCUUCCGGGACCCCAGCCCAGAAAAGUGAAACAGUGUUGCCAGGCAGACCUGGGCUCCAGGGAAAGUGCCCUCGCUUCCAGACGUGCGCCAGCAGCACCGCAGUCAACUUCAGGACAUUUUCAUGACCUCGGAAGAAACCUGCGCCUUCCAGCUGUCACCACCCAUUCCCCGGUCCCCACCCAACCCUAAGAAAUGGCCAGUCUGUUUUGUGCCCACAGAUUUCCCUGUCCUGAACGUUUCGUACAAAGGACGUCCCAGAGCGUGUGUCCGCUGCGCCGGGGCUUCCUUCGCUGCGGGCGUUUUUCAGGCUCGUGCCCUUUGUAGCGGGAAUCAGUACUUUACUCCUUGCUUAUGGCCCAACACACUCCCUUGUGGGGGUGACCACAGUGGUUGCCUGCUCCUCGGUCGACGGCAUUUGGCUUUUCCUACCUUUCGGCUGUUGUGCAUGGGGCCCCGUAAAUACACAGGAACAGGUUUUCACGGGGACGUCUGUCUGCCUUGCUCGUGGGCCGGUACCGGAGGCGAGCGUCUGGGUCACGUGGUAACCGCGGCGAGUGUUUCCGGAGCUCUCAGCGACCUGCCCGCUGGGUGCGGGUUUACGCCCCUGCCCGCGGGCCUGUCUGACCUUUGGUUCUACCACCCUAGCGGAUGGGAAGCGGAAAACUGGUUUCCCCAGGGACCUCUCCCCGCAGCGGCCCAGGUCACACACAGUGACCUGCGGCCACUGGACCUCGGAGGGGCCCCAGCCAUCCUUGACUUCCGGACCGACCUCUCCCGCCUGGACCACGGUCUGCGGUCCCCUCCCCGCGUUCUCACAAGAGGAGGAAGAGGCCGUGUUCAGGGCGGGGGCCCCUCCUUCGGGCAGUUUUCCUUCUGGGUGGCUCUCUCCCUGUGCCUCCCAGGCGGUCAGGAUAAAAGUCCACCUGGGGACCUGACAUCCUCGCGACAUGGCCUUCAUGGGCCCCUCCGGUGUCACACCACAUGUAUCUCCACGGAUGUCCUGCUCUGUCACACCGGCCUCUGAGCCUUUGCACCCUCUGUUCCCUCUGCCUGUUGUGCUCCUCCACCUUGGCUGGCUGGGUCCUUCCCGUCCGUACAGCUCAGCACCUCCUCCGUGGGGACCUCCCAGACCCCUCCUCAGUGGUCCCGCAGCACCGCAGCUUUGGCCAUGUGUUUGUCUGCUCUGCAGACAUAGCUCAGCACAUGGUAGGUGUUCAAUAAAUGUUUGCUAAAUAAAUAAGUAAAUGAAGAAUAAAUAAAUCUGUAA